Messenger RNA from Ostrinia nubilalis (European corn borer), 810 nucleotides. Its product is annotated as solute carrier family 25 member 35-like. The record is from RefSeq and is a predicted model, not a curated record. Lineage: Eukaryota; Metazoa; Arthropoda; Insecta; Lepidoptera; Crambidae. The transcript has 5 exons. Bases 1 to 801 code for a protein of 266 amino acids.
AUGUGUACCAAAGUCCCGGUGCGGUAUAAGAGUAUCUUCCAUGCGCUGUAUGUGAUCGGGAAGACUGAUGGGCUCUUUGCCCUGCAGAGGGGACUUGCUCCCGCUAUGCUGUUGGGGUUUACCAUGAACUCUGUUAGAUUAGGAGGGUACCACACGACGCAGACGCUCGGCUGGACGAAGGAUGCCAGCGGCGAGACGGUGCUGACGAGGGCGAUGGCGUGCGCUAGCCUGAGCGGUGCGUUGAGCGGACUCACUGGCAACCCAGCUUUCGUGCUCAAGACGAGAAUACAAGCGUCUGCUCAUCCUAGCAUCGCAGUUGGAAGGCAGCACAAGUAUAAUGGAAUGAUUGACGGCUGCCGCAUCAUUUACAGAACGGAAGGCCUGAAGGGCUUCUUCGCCGGCGUCAACGCCACCUGCCUCCGCCUGGCGAUAGGCAGCGCUGCCCAGCUGCCGACCUUCACCAUUGCAAAAGAAAAACUGAGGAGCAGUGGCUUUUGCGCGGACUCGCCGGCGAAGCAAGCAUUCGUCGCGAGCGCGAUGAGCGGAAUCGCCAUUGCGCUAGCCAUGUGUCCCUUUGACGUCGUCACUGUCCGUAUGACCAAUCAGGCCUCCGAAGCAAGUGGCAAACGACUCUACAAAGGCGUCCUGGACUGCCUCAACAAAAUAUACAAGACUGAAGGUCUCCACGGCAUGUACAAAGGGCUGGGACCUCUCUACCUGAGGAUAGCACCUCACACGACCCUCUCGUUAGUUAUAUGGGACAUGUUAAAUAAUGUGUUACUCGCUCAUAAAAAAAGUUAGUUGAAUUUA